This is a messenger RNA of Pecten maximus, 7082 nucleotides long. RefSeq names its product collagen alpha-5(IV) chain-like. Gene Ontology annotation, molecular function: extracellular matrix structural constituent. Gene Ontology annotation, cellular component: collagen trimer; basement membrane. The record is from RefSeq and is a predicted model, not a curated record. The transcript has 40 exons. Bases 177 to 5462 code for a protein of 1761 amino acids. NCBI's taxonomy places the organism in Eukaryota, Metazoa, Mollusca, Bivalvia, Pectinida, Pectinidae.
GUGGAUGUUCAUACGCGAGUUAGUAGUUUCUUAGGAAAAGAUGGUGGCAAUCUGAAGACAACAAAGUUUAGACGUGUCGAAAAAGGAGUGUAACUCUCGGUGCUGCUGUGUAAAUAUCUUCCCAGCAUCGUCAGUACUCCUGUGUCUUCACCAGAUCCAGUUUUCCUGAUGAAAUUAUGAAAUUAAGGAAUUUAAUAUUCGUUCUUCUGGUCGUUGUUACUGUUUCUUUGGAUUUAGUCUUCGGAGCAGCGUGCAAAGGCUGUGCUCCACCAUGUGUGUGUGUCGGACAGAAAGGAUAUACGGGUGAAGCCGGCCUGAGGGGUGUGAGAGGACCUCCAGGAAUGCCCGGAUUUUUGGGACCUGAAGGACCUAUUGGCCCCAAGGGUGGUAAGGGCGAUGAAGGACUUACAGGAGCUAUUGGACCCAAGGGGCUCAGGGGUCAGGAGGGAUUGGCUGGAUUCCAUGGAAACCCUGGUGCUCCGGGACUGAAAGGACUGGAAGGUCCUGUUGGACCUGUAGGCUACCCAGGAUGCAAUGGUACAAAGGGAGAGUCCGGGAAGCCUGGUAGACCAGGUCAGCCAGGUAACCAGGGACGACGAGGUGUUAUUGGACUUCAGGGAUUGAAGGGUGAGCCUGCAGAUGGACAGGUGCUAAUUCCAGGGCCAAAAGGAGAGUCUGGAGAGUCCGGACCACGUGGACAAGAUGGCCAGCCUGGAUACCGUGGAUUGCCUGGAGACCGAGGUUACGAAGGCAACCCUGGAUUACAGGGAAUACCAGGAAAUGAUGGUUUGCCUGGCCCCAAGGGAGACAUGGGUGAGGCAAGGCGUGGACUGAAAGGAGAGCAAGGUGAGGAAGGACACCCUGGACUCGCUGGUGCUCCAGGACUUCCAUCCCAGGAAGGAGUUCCUCCCGGUGAAGUCAUCGUAGGACCUGAUGGUGAGCCAGGAUUCUCGGGACUGCCAGGCCAGAAUGGUCAGCGAGGUCUUCCAGGUGACAUCGGUGAAGAUGGAAUUAAGGGCCCACUAGGUCCCAAGGGGAUGAAGGGUAAUCCUGGUUACCAAGGCAGAAGGGGUAAGCGAGGAAAGGAUGGUCCUGCUGGAGCCUUUGGGCCUAAAGGAAUGGCAGGUGACAAAGGGCGCGUUGGAGUCAGUGGAUUUAAGGGAGUCAAGGGAUUCUCAGGUGACUAUGGAUUUCAAGGUCAGCGCGGAGAUCCUGGACCAAGGGGUCUACCAGGAGAUAUCAUUGGCUCUGGAGAAGGACGUCCUGGACCAAGGGGUAUCUCCGGGGAUCCAGGAGACAUUGGACCAAAAGGCUUUCCAGGUCAGGAUGGAGGAACAGGCCAACAGGGAAGAGUGGGACCUAUUGGACCUCCGGGACCAGAUGGCCUUCCUGGUCUUAGGGGACCACGAGGCUUCUCAGUGAAAGGAGACCAAGGAAUGACUGGUGACCCUGGACCUGACGGUCUGCCUGGAACGUUUGGAGUUUCCGGAGAAACAGGAAGUAUAGGAUUUCCGGGAGAGCCUGGUCGUACUGUUGUUGGUCUUCCUGGUCUCCGCGGGCGACCUGGGCGGGACGGUUUACCUGGACUGACUGGUUUCCCAGGAAGUCCUGGAUUUGCUGGUCUCCCAGGUCUCCCUGGUAUUGGGCGAGAUGUUACUGGACCCCAGGGAGCCAGAGGAUUGGAAGGUGAUCGUGGACUGCCUGGUGACAAUGGAUUUGAUGGUAUAGAUGGUGACUUCGGCUUAAAGGGUGACCGUGGGCAGGACUGUGGGAUUUGUCAGGAUGGACUCCCAGGAAUGAAGGGAGAGUUGGGAGAAAAUGGCUUACCAGGUCUGCCUGGAUUUGAUGGACCCCCAGGAGAGCAGGGUUUGAAAGGACAAGGUGGUAAUAGAGGUCUUCCUGGAUUGUCUGGAUUUAAAGGUCGAAAGGGAGGACAAGGGCCGCCAGGUUUCUCUGGAGGUAAUGGCAUAAAGGGAGACCCUGGUGAUAUCCCUACAUCUUUCACAGAAAGACCCAAAGGUAUGGCUGGUGGGCCAGGCUUUGAUGGAAAUCAGGGACAGGACGGUAGUCCAGGAUUGACUGGAGAGAGAGGACCAGUUGGUUUCCCUGGUGCCCAGGGUAUGAAGGGUGAAAUGGGGAAGUUUGGAAUUGAUGGAUUAGAUGGAAUUGAUGGUAUGAAGGGUUCUAGGGGAAUAAGGGGACAACCAGGCGAUGCUUUCCCAGGCUUUUCAGGAGAAAAUGGAGAGAAGGGAUUUGGUGGCAUUCCAGGACCAAACGGAGCCAAAGGAGUGAUGGGACCUAAAGGAGAACCAGGUCUACCGAUCCUUAUCCCGGGAAUCAAAGGUGAUGUUGGAAUAUCAGGCAGGCCAGGAAUUGACGGCAUGAUGGGCCUUCCAGGUCGCAAAGGUAUGGCUGGAGAUUCGGGAGAUGAUGGCAUUAUUGGGGAGUCUGGUAGGGUUGGUAUCCCAGGAGAUGAUGGGAGAAAUGGAGUUAUUGGAGAGAGGGGACGUAUUGGACCUAAGGGAUACCCUGGUUUGCCUGGACAGGCUGGUCGUGAUGGAAUUCCUGGGGUCAAAGGCCAGCGGGGAGGAAAUGGCAUUGAUGGCUUCCCUGGACUCAAAGGAGACCAAGGCUAUCCCGGUAACACACCCAAUGUCUUGGUACCAGGGUUAAGAGGAGAAUCAGGGUUACCAGGCCUACCAGGAGAAGAUGGAUUCCCAGGAGAGAAUGGCCGAGUGGGAUUCCCAGGACUGGCAGGACUCAAAGGAGGGAAAGGUUUUGCAGGUGUACCAGGUCGCCCAGGCACUCCUGGAUUAUCUGGUCGUCCUGGCGAAAGUGGUUUGUCGGGAAUCAGAGGCCCAGCUGGAAGUCGUGGCCGUGCUGGACAGAAAGGUUUCCCUGGACUGAAUGGUGCCCCGGGUGACGGCGGUCUGCCUGGUAGGAAUGGUGUGGAGGGAGAGAGAGGUGUAACAGGACGGCCAGGAUUACCAGGACCUGAUGGUGAAAAUGGAUUACGAGGAUCUCGAGGAGAAAGAGGGCUGCAGGGACUUCCUGGACUAGCAGGAUUAAAAGGCUUCAAGGGAGAUAUAGGAGGAUCUGGAUUUGAUGGUCAGCCUGGUUCACCUGGGUUGCCAGGUCUCAAAGGUAGAAGAGGAAGUGUAGGGCCUGCAGGGUUUGCUGGUGUCCCCGGCGGUAUUGGACAGUAUGGACCUAAGGGAGAAGCUGGCCUUCCAGGACCUGAUGGUUUCCCGGGCAUCAUGGGACCAGCAGGGUUACCAGGACUUCCUGGGCUGACUGGUGAUCCAGGCCUGAGAGGAUUACCUGGAGCCCCUGGUUUGGACGGUCGGAGGGGAGCCAAUGGGCUGAAGGGCCUGCCUGGUGAGAUUGGUAGCUCCAGGCCAGGCGAGAACGGCCGUGUGGGGAGACCUGGUCCUAAGGGCUUUCCUGGCUUUGAUGGACUGAAGGGUAUAAAGGGACUAAUGGGUGAAAUGGGACGCCCAGGAUUUGAAGGGUUGAAGGGAGAGGCAGGAUUCAAUGGAAUAGAUGGAGAGACGGGCCGUACAGGCAGGCCAGGCAUUAAGGGGGAAAACGGAGAAGAUGGCCGUCCAGGAGUCGGUGGACUUAAAGGAGUAAAGGGACAAGCUGGAGUGGCAGGACUUGCAGGAAGAAGUGGGGGUGUUGGAUCUCCAGGAGAAGUUGGUCCUGCGGGAGAGGAUGGAGCAUUUGGUGGACGUGGUGAUGCAGGUUUCCCAGGAAACCCUGGUCUCGAUGGACUUCCUGGAAUUUCAGGACAGGAUGGUGAUCGUGGUGAGGAUGGUGUUCCUGGUCUGAUCGGGUUACCAGGUGACGAUGGGCUGUCAGGUAUUGUAGGGGAGCGUGGACAGGUUGGAGUUCCAGGAAGGGAUGGUUUUGAUGGCGUACCUGGAGAACCCGGUCGCCCUGGUGAUAUUGGGUUGGAUGGUGUACCCGGUGAGCGUGGUGAAGAUGUCCUUUUUGGUGAUAUCGGACCCAGGGGAGAUCCCGGAGGAAUAGGAGAAGAUGGCUUUCCAGGAGAAAAGGGACCAGUGGGAAACCCCGGACUGCCAGGAUUCCCUGGACUGAAAGGAAUGAGGGGCGAGAAUGGAUUCUCCUACCCAGGGGAGGCAGGGACUAGAGGAGAGCCAGGAUCUCCAGGAUUUGAUGGUUUUGCUGGACAAGAUGGUUUCCAAGGGCGACCUGGACUGAGUGGAUUACCAGGAAUGAAAGGUGAUCGUGGACCUGACGGCAUUCCAGGGGAGACAGGUCGGGUCGGUGACCCAGGUAGAGCAGGAUUUCCAGGAUUGCCUGGUUUGGAUGGUAUGCCAGGAGGUAAGGGAGAGCCUGGUAUUAGAGGGUUCCCAGGGGAAAUUGGCUCUGUUGGAUAUCGAGGAGAAGAUGGAUUACCAGGACUGAGAGGGUUCGAUGGAGAACGUGGAUUUGAUGGAUACAAAGGAGAGCGUGGAGAAGCUGGUGCAGUGGAUUUCACACAGUUACCACGAGCUCCCAAAGGACAGAAGGGACAACCCGGUGAACCAGGAUUGUUCGGUAAUUCUGGUCGUCGAGGAUCCCCAGGUUUUGAAGGAAGGGCAGGUUUGUCCGGAGACAAAGGAUCACCGGGGCUGAACGGUCUUCCAGGUCUAAAAGGCAUGAAGGGAACUCCAGGUGAGGACGGUAUUGUAGGAGAGUCAGGACGUAAUGGAUACCCAGGUGAACCAGGACCCGCAGGAUUACCAGGAAGGUCUGGAGCUCUCGGAGGCUCGGCAGGAUUUUACUUCUCAAUACAUAGUCAGACAUCCCUCACUCCUGAAUGUCCCGAGGGAACCUACAGAAUGUGGGAGGGAUACUCCUUGGUCCAUGUAAUUGGAAAUGGUCGAUCUCACGGCCAGGACCUUGGCUCUCCUGGCAGUUGUCUGAGGAGGUUCAGCACGAUGCCCAUCAUGUUCUGUAAUCUCAACAAUGUGUGUAAUGUAGCAGCCAGGAACGACUACAGUUAUUGGUUGUCGACAGAGGAACCUAUGACCCCCAUGAUGGAGCCAAUCACUGGACCACCUCUACAGAACUACAUCAGUAAAUGUUCCGUCUGUGAAGCGCCCUCAGAGGUGGUAGCCAUCCAUAGUCAGACAGUACAAAUCCCCAACUGUCCAGUCGGAUACAGAGGCAUGUGGAUUGGAUACAGCUUCCUCAUGUCUACUGGAGCAGGAGGUAUGGGAUCAGGUCAGAGUCUCCAGUCCCCAGGAUCUUGUCUCCGUGAUUAUCGUUCAGCUCCGAUGAUCGAGUGUCAUGGCAAGGGAACCUGUAAUUAUUACGCCACAUCAUUUGGUUACUGGUUAGCGACACUCCAGCGCGGAGAUAUAAACUCAUUUUCACAACCGGUACCAGAAACUAUUAAAGCUGGUAGUCUUAGAAAUAGAAUUAGUCGAUGUCAAGUCUGCGUGAGAGGAUAAAGAACGUUGUGAUUUAUAAUUAUUUCUAUUUCGUAUGUUGUAUACUUGUACUUUGGCAAGCAAAAUCUUGACAACUUUAAGCAGGAUUUAAAUUGUAUGCCCAAAAUUUAAAUCAUAACAUUUUAAACAAUUUCUUUUAUCAAUUUUGACUGCCAAAGAAUGACUUUUACAAUAUCUCGGUUUUUUUUUAAACAAUAUAUAUAUUUUUUUUUUAACUUUGCAUCAUCUUUUUGGAUUGUGAAAAAUAUUGUUCACGAUUCAGUUUUGUUCCUGCAUACAGGAGUCAGCAAGUAAAUAUAUUAUCAAAACAUCUUUUUUUCUCUCGUGAAUUCACUACCCAAUAUUAGUGGUUUCAGCUUGUUUAUUGACAAAAACGAUCUUUUAAAAUUCUUAAUGUAUAUUUUGUUGUAUGUAUUGUGUGUCAAAAGAUAUCCAUGUGCCUUGUUCAGAAACACCCUGACAUAAGUUUUCUGAUUCCUCAAGUAACCAUUAUGAAUUCCCCUGAUGAUCGACACAGAAUCCAUACAGGUUAGAAGGUACUUUUACCUCUCAUCAAAAAGUGGAUUCUUCCAGUCCAUGAUCAGGAGGAUGUCAUUGUGGGAAAAAGGGGGGAUAAAGUUAAUAAUGUACUGAUUUCAUAAUGGUGCUAGCAUGUAUUUAGAUAGCUGUGAAUGUAUCAAUAUCUAUGUUCUUACCUGGUAUUGUCUUUGUGUAUGAGAGGAUUAUUGUGUGCAUUUAAGAAGAAUUACAGAACAAAUCACUUUAUGUGUCCCUCAUUGUCAGAUAAAAAAUAGCUCAAGAUCCUCAAAAUGUUUGCAGACUAUGGAUGAUCAAUGGACAUACUUUGUUUGAGAUAUCAUGAAGUUCCUAUGCAAUGUUCCCAAGGGACCGCUUUGAUUUAGUUUAUGUAGCUACAUUGCAGUGCCUAACAUGAAUAUAUCGGACAUCGGGGCAAUAAAUUUUAAAAUUUUGAGGUUUAAGAUAAUAUUCAUUUAAUUAGUUAUAUUUUUUUCUGUAAAAAUAUGAUAAGAUGUCAUUGAUAUUCUAAAGAUAUUCUCCCACAGGGCUUCUGUAACUUGUUUUCAUUGUGCUACAAGAUGAUCCAUCUGUAAUGUUAAAGUUUUUGUCUGCGGUUCUUGGUUCACAAAGUUGUCAUUCCAUGGGGAAGAUUACUGGGUAUGAUAUUAUCUACUCAGUUUUGUUGCAAUAAAUUUCAAGGAUAACUUUCCUCUUGUGAGGUCAAAAGCAUGACUAACAAGAUGUUUGGUGUUGACCUUGGAGAGGAGAAUGACCUUCAAAUAAGUUCUAGUCAAGCAUAUGUUCCCCAACCAAGAACCCCAAACAUAAUCUUGUCACCGUUGACUUCCACCUGACUAUGACUCGGUCAGUUUAAGGUACAAUCUUUGUGGGGUUACCAUGACCCGACCAGUUUAAGGAACGAUCUUUGUGGGGUUGGGAUGACCUGGUGUAAGUCAUUAUAUGUAAACAUCGACAGAUAAUUAAGUACUUUUAGAGUAUGAAAACGAAUUGUUCUUAACAGUAAAAGCGUUAGCUUAUCUUGGCAAAGUUUACAUGUCAAAUUGUGAUUUUUUUAGGCUUUAAUAAAACUAUUGAAUUAAG